Molecule: messenger RNA, 577 nt
Organism: Ceraceosorus guamensis
Lineage: Eukaryota; Fungi; Basidiomycota; Exobasidiomycetes; Ceraceosorales; Ceraceosoraceae
Exons: 1
Coding region: 151-474 (107 amino acids)
Source: RefSeq, a predicted model, not a curated record
AAGCCAAUCUUUGAGAGAAGUGAGUGCUUUGCGUGGUGAGCAGGACUCAUCCUUCCCCUGCGCUGCACCACUCGCCUGCACGCGUCGCGCGUCUUGGGACGAGGGGGGCGUUGUGCGCGUUCAGGUCCAUCCUCGAGGUCGAGCUGUACAAUGUGCUGCGGUCAGUAUCAGGUGGCGCUGACAGGACUUUUGCUCCUCCUUUCUCCUAUCGCAGGCGCUGCUUCCCGUCAUUUCACCCGCGCCAUUCAGGUCGACUCGAUCGAGCGCGCCUGCCUCCUUACACACGCUCUCUCGACGCUAGCUGGAUCAAGGCUUAGCGGAUCCUCGUUGCGUCGCUGUGCGUCUCAGAUCUUUUUCAAUGUGUCCGCCGACCUGCUCUGCGCCGCACACCGUCAAUCAUCCGACUCCGUUCUUCCCGCCGCCUUGCGGUACCAAUACUUCGCACUAAUCUCAACGCAUACAUCCACGAGCUAGCACAGCUUCUCGAGCUCCUUCUGCCACCUCGUUCAUACCAGACCUUCUCUUGCCUUGCAAGAAUUUAUUUCGGAAGCGUCUUUGGCCGCAUUUGGCGUGUGUG